This is a messenger RNA of Neopsephotus bourkii (Bourke's parrot), 4095 nucleotides long. It is a transcript of the gene TMC2, whose product is annotated as transmembrane channel like 2. Bases 1 to 2820 code for a protein of 939 amino acids. Gene Ontology annotation, cellular component: plasma membrane. The record is from RefSeq and is a predicted model, not a curated record. Lineage: Eukaryota; Metazoa; Chordata; Aves; Psittaciformes; Psittacidae. The transcript has 20 exons. Gene Ontology annotation, biological process: detection of mechanical stimulus involved in sensory perception of sound; vestibular reflex. Gene Ontology annotation, molecular function: mechanosensitive monoatomic ion channel activity.
AUGGGGAAGAAAAAGAAAUGUGCUUUACAGGUCAUCAUGGAAGAUGCUGGAAUAGAGAUUGAUGGACAAGUGGAAAGUGACACAGACAGUGAAGCAUGGAUUUCCCAAUGUACUUGUCUUUUAUCUUUUGCACAAGACGAAAUAAAGGACAAGACACCCAAGAAAAAAACCCUCAGGGAAACCAGCAGAGCAAGCAGACUUGAAAGGAAAAAGCAAGAGAAAGACAACGAAGAAGAUGAGAGCAAAGAGGAAGACAGCUGUAGCCAAGAAAACGAAGCUUCUAGGAGGAAGAACUACCAAGGGAAAAGCAGUGGUGGAAAAAAGGCAGGAGAGGAUCGGAGCCGGCAGAGAGGCAAAAGGGCUCCUACCAAAGGUCAAAAGGAGUCAGAAAACAAGGAAAAGAAAGCAAAUAAGAAGGGAAAAGAGGGGGAGAACAAACAGAAGAAAGACAGGAGAAACAGCACUUCUGCUUCUUCCAACUCAUCUGAUGAGGAGUCACCGUCCGAGGAAGAGCUUGCCAUGCUAAUGGAGCAGGUGGAGCAAAAGAAAAAGCUGAUCUCCACCAUGAGGAACAAGCCCUGGAGGAUGGUGAAGAAGCUCUCGGUGCUCAGGGAGGCACAAGCUUUUGUGGAGAAGUUUGAAGGAGCUCUAGGAAAAGGGAAGGGCAAAAAAUUGUAUGCGUAUAAGAUGAUGAUGGCAAAGAAAUGGGUGAAGUUUAAGAGAGACUUUGACAAUUUCAAAACCCAGUGCAUACCCUGGGAGAUGAAGAUAAAAGAAGUGGAGAGUCACUUUGGCUCCUCAGUCGCUUCCUACUUCAUAUUUCUGCGGUGGAUGUAUGGAGUGAAUCUUGUCCUUUUUGGUUUAAUAUUUGGGCUGGUUAUAAUUCCAGAGGUCCUGAUGGGAAUGCCAUAUGGGAGCAUGCCGAGGAAAACUGUACCCCGGGCUGAACAAGCAACAGCUAUGGAUUUUUCAGUUCUAUGGGAUUUUGAGGGCUAUAUCAAAUACUCGGCGCUCUUUUACGGCUACUACAACAACCAGAGGACAAUUGGCUGGUUAAAAUACAGGCUCCCGAUGGCAUAUUUCAUGGUUGGAGUCAGUGUAUUUGGCUACAGCCUGAUGGUGGUUAUAAGAUCGAUGGCACGCAACGCCAACGAAAGUACAGCAGACGGGGACGAUGACAACUUCAUUUUCAGUUGGAAAAUGUUCACCAGCUGGGACUACCUCAUUGGCAACCCAGAGACAGCAGACAACAAGUUUGCCUCCAUCACCACCAGCUUCAAGGAGUCUAUCGUGGAUGAGCAAGAAAGCAACAAGGAUGAGAACAUCCACCUGAGGAGGUUCCUGCGGGUUUUGGCCAAUGUCCUCAUCAUAUGCUGCUUGUGUGGAAGCGGUUACCUCAUCUACUUCGUGGUGAAACGCUCCCAGACGUUUUCUAAAAUGCAAAAUGUUGGGUGGUAUGAAAGAAAUGAGGUUGAAAUUGUGAUGUCCUUGCUGGGCAUGUUUUGCCCUCCGCUGUUUGAAACCAUCGCUGCACUCGAAAACUACCAUCCCCGCAUCGGGCUGAAGUGGCAGCUGGGGCGGAUCUUUGCGCUCUUCCUCGGGAACCUCUACACGUUCCUGUUGGCUUUGAUGGAUGAUGUCAAUGAAAAACUGGCUGAAGAGGAUGUGGUGAAGAACAUCACACACUGGACGCUGCUUGGCCACCGUAACGCGUCCAUGGGGAACAGCAGCAGUGCCACCCCACCUCCCCUUGAUCCUGCAGAUGUGCCCAGGGGACCCUGCUGGGAGACAACGGUCGGCAUUGAGUUUGUAAGGCUCACUGUGUCCGACAUCCUGGUGACCUACAUAACCAUCCUGGUGGGAGACUUCAUCCGAGCUUGCUUUGUCAGAUUUGUGAAUUACUGUUGGUGCUGGGACCUAGAAGCUGGAUUUCCAUCCUAUGCAGAGUUUGACAUAAGCGGCAAUGUUUUGGGUUUGGUCUUCAACCAGGGAAUGAUUUGGAUGGGAUCCUUUUACGCACCAGGGCUCGUGGGUAUAAACGUGCUGCGCUUAUUAACCUCCAUGUAUUUUCAGUGCUGGGCUGUUAUGAGUAGCAAUGUCCCUCAUGAACGAGUCUUCAAAGCAUCCAAGUCUAAUAAUUUUUACAUGGGACUUUUGCUGCUGAUCCUAUUCCUCAGCCUCCUGCCUGUGGCUUACACCAUCAUGUCCCUGCCUCCCUCCUUUGACUGCGGACCGUUCAGUGGGAAGAAAAGGAUGUAUGAAGUCAUUCAAGAGACCAUUGAGCUCGAUUUCCCACUUUUUGUUGCCAAGAUCUUCAGCUAUGUGGCAAAUCCCGGACUGAUCAUACCUGCAAUUCUGCUCAUGGUCCUUGCCAUCUAUUACCUGAACGCCGUGGCUGAAGCGUACCAGCGCGCCAAUGCGGAGCUGAAGAAGAAGAUGCAAAUGCAACGUGAAGAGGAGAAGAACAAGAGAAACAACAAAGCCAGCACUAACCCCAUGAUGCAAGACCUGGAGGAUCUAUUUACACCAAGUACAAAGAAUGAAAGUCAGCCCAAGCAAGGAGAAGACAGGAAAAGAGAGCCUCCACAUGGAAACAGCCCUGUGGGGACACAGGGCAAGGCAGCAGCCCUGGAUGGCAGCCCCAUACCUGGUGGGAGAGGAGCAGCGUUCACCCCACCGCCGCACGUGCUGGUGACACAGCCGCUGGCACUGGGGGUCCGAGCACCUUACCCUGGCCAGCACAGGCCAAGGGGGCACCCAUUGGGACCAGUCCCUGGGAGGGGGAGAGGGCAGCCACGCUACCCAUAUGCUCCUCGAUAAGCCCAGUGAUGUUCCUCCUGUUUGACAUGGAAACAGAGGUGCUGCAUGAACUGCUGUAGGCUUAGUAGGAAAUGAUUACUGUAUGUUGGUCAUCCACUAGUGACCAUCUGUUUCUACCUAACACUAUCUAAAGCAGCUGUGUUUGGAAGCUUAACAGCACUUUGGAGUUGUAACCCUCAAUGGCUGUGCUGGCUUUGAGCAUGGAGGAAAUGGGAGGAGGUCAGGAUGAAAAUCAGCUGUGGCACUGCUGAGCUACUACAUACCCAACACAGCCCUGUGGCCCCUAACAUAACAGCAGCACGGUGAGUUCACUUGGUGGUGCAAGUGCUUGCCAGCCCUUUCAAAGGCUUCUUCAGUUAAUAAAAGUAGUGCGAGUUCAUGUGUCAUCUCAAAGGGUGUUGGGUUCUUUUGCUGUCCCUCUACCUGAGGAAUUAAGUAUAUAUGAGUGUCUGUGUCCAGCUGCAUGGCAGCCACUACUAGGAGUGAAGGAGCCCUGCUAUACCAGCACAGGAGGAGGUGUUGUCAGCAGCAUUUUGUCCAUCAUGACAGCUUUCCUCCAGUCUACCACCUCCAAACUCUCAUCAUUUUGUUCCAAGCGCACUGUGUACCUCACCUCUGCUUCCCACAGGCUCCUCCUUUGCUCCUUUUUUCAUAGUCCAUUGUCAGCUUACACCAUUAUUUCAGGCCUUAGAUAGAGAAUCACAGAGUCAUUAGGGUUGGAAGGGACCUCUGGAGAUGACCCAGUCCAACCCCCUGCCAAGGCAGGGCCACCCAGAGCAGGUCACACAGGAACGUGUCCAUGAGGGUUUGGGAUGGCUCCAGAGAGGGAGACUCCACACCCCCCCUGUGCAGCCUGUUCAGUGCUCUGACACCCUCAGUGUAAAGAAGUUCUUCCUCAUGCUGAGGUGACACUUGUUGUGUGUUAGUUUAUGGCCAUUGCUCCUCAUCCUGUUGCUGGGCACCACUGGGAAGAGUCUGGCAGCAUCCUCCUGGUACCCACCUUUGAGACACCAAUCUGCAUUGAUGGGACCCUCCCAACCUAGCAACACCACCCAGCACAGCUAAUAGACUAGAAGUGCUUUGGCCUAGUUUCUGAUUGUAACAGCUAGGAAUUUCUGGUACAAUUUAAGGAUCACAUCUUCCAGACCUACAGAACUUCCCAGGGCCCCCUGUAGGACUUCUCUGCAUUGAUCUGCUCUUUUACAUCUACAGUUUCUUCCUGUUGUUGACACAAACUCACCCGGGACAGCUUAGAUCACCUGUAGAACCAUGGCA